CAGUACUUCAUUCUGCAGACGGUUAUUCAAAUUCGAAAGAAGUUUUAAUCAACCACAGAAAGCCUUUACUCACUUUGUCGAAAUAUAAUGAUAUUAUACAUUGUUGACUAUCCUAUGCAAAAAAAAAUUUUGUGAGCUAUAUCGAGGCUACUGUUUAAAAACAAACUGCGUUUCAUUUGAAGCUGCUAAUUAUCUUCAGGAACAAUUACAAGAUGGAAAAUACUGGAAGACAAAAAUUCCUAAGAACACACAUAAGGGUCACUGGCCAAUACAAUUUUGGGAGAAUAUCAUUAAUGAGUAAUCAUCACGUUUCACUCAGGACUGAACGUUAUCAGUUCGGAAAAUCCCUGUUGUGCCUUGGCCUGUGCCUUGCUUGCCUGCAAGUUGUUGUAUCUGAUUUACCUGAAGGUUGCACUUCUGAAGAUCUGUCUGAUUGCACUUCUCUGAAGACUCGGUGUGAAGAAUCAUUGCCUGAGUGUGAAUGCGAUUUCUACAAUAGUAUGGGUUUGCUGACCUGCAAGAAUAUAAGCAAUUUCGAAAUGUUUGCUCAAAAGCUGUCAGAUGGAUCGCUGUUCGAGGUGAACACAACUUUUAAUAUUUUACUGUCCGGACAUAGAGUAUUGCCCCGUGGGUUCCUCAAUGGACUCAUCGUACAAAAACUGACUAUUGACGAUAUACAGACGGAGCAUAUAGAAAACACAGCAUUUGAUGGAACAUUAAAGCUUAAAGUAUUCACUGUGAAGCUCAGUUCUAUAAAGGAAAUUCCAGAAUUCCAAACCAUUCGGGGAUCCUUGGAGAUCUUGAAUCUGGAGAACAGCCUUCUAACAUCCAUCUCAGGUGACAGACUGAAAAACCUGACCAAUUUACGGAGGGCUUCCUUCGCAAUCAACUCUAUUCGAUAUGUGUCACCAGAUGCGUUUCAGGGUACGGACAACUUGCUCUCCUUCGACAUGUCGUACAACCAACUGAGGUCCUUGCCUCCAAACUUGUUCAACUCCUGGAAAAACUUGAAGAGAGUAUCACUGUCAUUUAACCUAUUGCUGCAUGUUGAUCAGCUGUUUGCCAUGACUCAUCCGAUGUAUAUCUUCUUGGAUCACAACAACCUGACAGACCUAGAUUCUAUAAUCCAUCCUGACAUGCAUGAACUGAAAACAUUGCAAUUGUCUUACAAUCCCAUAUCCAUGAUCACAGACCUUUCUUUCAAUGGGAAAAUAAACAAAGCUCGCUUCCUUUACUUGGAUCACUGCCUCAUUCGCGAGUUCAAAGCGAGUCACUUUCAAAAUCUUUCCAGGCUGAUAACGCUUGAUCUAAGUCACAAUCUCAUCGAAGAUGUCGCCAAUCAAAGCAUUCAGUUUGGAGGACUUGACCUUGAAAUAGAAUUCACUGGCAAUAAUAUCAAGGAAUUCAACGUAAGUUUUACAAGAAGAAUAAGAAGUUUGUUUUUGGAAAAAAAUCUCUUGACUUCCCUCGGUCAAAUUCUUCGGCAUAACUCGAUUGUUUUUGUAAGCAUGGCUGAAAACCGAAUCCGCACACUAGGUCCUGAAGAUUUUCGUAAUGUUGGUUGGAUCGAAUCAAUUAACCUGCAGCGCAACUGGAUUUCUGAAAUGCACCCUUCUACUUUCAUAAGUGUUCGAAGAGAUCUCAAAUAUUUGGACCUCAGUCGAAACCAAAUUCGGUCCCUCCAGGGCAGUGUCCGUUACCUAUCUAUGCUCAUUUCGCUCAACCUCACUGGUAAUAAGAUAGAGUCGUUCGAGGAAGGUGAAUUUCGAGAAUUGAAACAACUGCGUUAUCUCCAUUUGGAUGGAAACCUCAUCACGACGCUAGGCAAUGAGUUGCGGGAUCUGUAUUCUUUGCGCAGUCUAAUCGUUAGCAAUGAUAGAAUAUCCACGCUGAAACGCGAACAGAUUCCAGAGAAUUUGAAACUUCUUUAUUUAGAAGGCAAUCCUAUCAAGUGCGAUUGUCAGUUGCUGCCUUUCCUCCACCACCUCAACUCUUCUUCUAUCAAAACGGAUACACCAAUAUGCACGCCAACCAUCCAGAUAACCCUGCUACCCCCUGCCGAGUGCCCAGAUGGGUGUAACUGUUCUUGCGCACAGAAUGAAGGUGACCACUUCAUGUCCGUGGACUGCAGUUCCGCAGGACUUACUGAACUGCCACACCUUUUCACCAAUGAAUCCGGAGAGAACAUCACAUCAGUGGCAAUCCACCUGCAUCGUGGUAUCCACUUUUCCCAAGCUGGUCCAAUAAUAAUCGCAGAUGCUAUUGGAAGUCUAAAUCUGACCGACAACCACUUGAGAUCUCUGGAAGGGGCUCACUUACCGGACAGACUGAGCCAUCUGUUUUUAGGGAGCAACGAUCUUCACAAACCUCCACCCUCUCACCUCUUUUCUUUGGAAAAUCUGAGAGAAGUGACACUGUCUGGAAAUCCAUGGUCUUGUGACUGUGCAUCGUUACCGUUCAAGGAAUGGAUGCACUUGAAGUCUGAAAUCUUGGUAGAGGCCAAUGAAACUCGCUGUGGACCACAAUCUUCUGAACUUGCUGGGCGUUUGAUUGGAUCAUUGACCAAUUUGGAUCUUUGUCCUGGAAGAACAGAAUUUCCUGCAUCGCAAAUAACUUGAAUCACGUCUCCAUUAGAACAAAAGAGAAAUGGGUGCAAUGUUUGACUUUGACUCUAAUGGCAGUUCUUCACUGAUUAAAGAUGCUACUAUGGUUGUCGUUUUUUUUAACUUCAAAAUCAACUCAAGCAUUAUCAAAACUGCUUCAAGUAAACCUAUUAUCUGAAAUGUGAUUUUGAUAUUACUGAAUUUUUGUUUUAAUGCCAAAAAUAUUACACUUUCUUAAU
Molecule: messenger RNA, 2842 nt
Organism: Argiope bruennichi
Lineage: Eukaryota; Metazoa; Arthropoda; Arachnida; Araneae; Araneidae
Product: toll-like receptor 7
Exons: 11
Coding region: 213-2618 (801 amino acids)
Molecular function (GO): protein binding
Source: RefSeq, a predicted model, not a curated record